UUGAGAAUGUCAACGGUCAAAAAUUUUGUGUUAUUUGUAAAAAAAAAGAGAGGCAAAUUAAAAACUUUUAAUAACGAAUAACUUAAUAAAUGUAAAAAUGUAAAUGGUUUGAUGGCGAUCAGUUACCUCAAAAUGUAAAAAUGAUUACUCAGGAACUUGAAAACAAUACAUCAGAGUUAUUUGAAAUUUCACCUUUAAAUCCAAAUGAUGAAACGGUUCUCGGAACCCAAGUUGUAGAAGUUAUUGAUCCAGAUGGACCCGAGGUUCAAUUUGUACUUUUUCCAAGAAAUAGCACGCCAUAUCUGUUAAGAUAUGAAAACCAGGAGGCGCUUAAUAAUUCUGAAUUUGAUCCAAGUAACCCCACAAAAAUUAUAACUCACGGUUUUAUGAGCAGCAUUAAAAAUGAUGUUGUCACUUUAAUUAAAGAUGCCUAUUUAGAAACAAGUAGCUAUAACAUAAUAGGAAUGGACUGGUCAGCACUGUGCCAUACGGAAUAUGUAUCAGCUAUGCGGGGAGCUAAGAUAGCUGGCCAGCAACUGGGAGAUUUUCUAAAUUACUUAGCAUCAAGCGGAAUUGACUUAAGAGACGUGCAUAUUAUUGGUCAUAGUUUGGGUGCACAUGUAGCCGGAAUGGGUGGCAGUAGUGUUGUUGGUCAACGUGUUGGAAGAAUUACUGGCCUAGAUCCAGCAGGUCCAGGUUAUGGAGACAUCAAAGAAGAACUCAGGUUAGAUUCUCAAGAUGCCUUAUUAGUAGAUGUAAUACAUACUUUUAUGAAAGUGAUUGGCACUUCCAGGCCUAUUGGUCAUAUAGAUUUUUAUCCAAAUGGUGGGAGAUAUCAGCCUGGAUGUCCAGACUUAGCAAGUUGCAAUAAAACUAACUGAUGGAAUUUUCUGCAACCAUGGACGAUCCUUCGAGCUCUUUGCAGAAUCUAUUCGAUCUCCAAGAGCUUUUAAGAGUAUGCGAUGUAAAAGCUUAAGGGAUGCCCUUGAUAGUAGGUGUCUGGAAGAAACUGAUGUUUACUUCGGAGAUCCUGAGACUUAUAAAUAUGGCAUCUACUACUUCAAAACAAGACAUCAGUCACCUUUUUCCAUGAAUUUUCGUAACAGUACAGGAAGUAAAUAAGUACACACUUUUACAAUUGACAUCUUUUUAUUGGAAAUUACCCCUUAUAUAAUAAUGAAAUUUAAUAUAUAUGAUUAAAGUUAGAUUAAUGGUAUUGUAUAUACUCUUAUUUUUAUAUUUAGAAAUAGAAAUAAUCUUAUAUUUAGAAAAAAAUAAGUUAAAAUAUUCUAAUAUAUAAAACUUUAAAGGGAACAAAAAGGUAUUUCUUUAGUAUAGAAUAUAUUGUGUGUGUUUUUUUUGAUCAUUUAAAUACCAUAAAUUGGUAAGACAAACAAGAUAAAAAGAUUGAUUUUCAAAAGUAAUGGGAAUGUCAAAAUACCUAUUGGUUCUUUAAAAAUAACGAUGAAAUAUAAUUUUAAAAUUUGGUGACGUUCUAGGGACUAACGAUAGAGAAUCAAUCAGCGUAAUCUUAGAUUGGUAGCUUUUAUAAUUAUUCCUCUUUUAUAUUAUUUAAAAAUUAAUUUCAAAUGAAAUACGAGAGUAAAAGUGACUCGGAUUUUUUUUUACUUAAAGGUAAUUAAAACUGUAAAUUAUUAUAGGAUUC
Anthonomus grandis grandis is the source of this 1666-nucleotide messenger RNA. Its product is annotated as phospholipase A1 member A-like. Gene Ontology annotation, molecular function: lipase activity. Bases 141 to 881 code for a protein of 246 amino acids. NCBI's taxonomy places the organism in Eukaryota, Metazoa, Arthropoda, Insecta, Coleoptera, Curculionidae. The record is from RefSeq and is a predicted model, not a curated record. The transcript is spliced from 7 exons.